AUGAGGCCCAACGCUCCCUCGGCGCUUCUCGGCGCCCUCCAAGGCCUCAGAAUCUCUGCGGCGCCAUCAGUAAACCCCUUUGGCGCUGCCAUCCGACCCCAAUUGACCAAGCCACUGGUCGCAUCACACAUCCUCCGCGAGGCCCGCCCGUUCUCGUCGACGACUGCUAGGCAAGGCAACUGGCUCGAACCCUCGAUCGACCGAACGAAGAAGAUGAUGAAGGGACGGCCUCGUGUGGCAACCGGAGGAUCGACCAAGGGCACGACUGUGAUCUGGGGCGAUUAUGGCCUUCGCAUGAAGGACCACCACCGAAGAAUCAGCGCGAAGCAAUUAAAGAACGCCGAGGACACCAUCAAGAUGAGAUUGCGUGGUCAGAAGUACCGUCUGUACAAGAGGAUAUGCUGUAACGUCGGAGUCUACGUCUCCGGUAACGAGAUGCGUAUGGGUAAGGGUAAGGGUUCUUUCGAUCACUGGGCUGCGCGUGUGGCAGUAAACCAGAUUGUUUUUGAAAUCAAGGGAAUGCUUCACGAGGCUGUUGCGAAGGAUGCGUUCCGCCUGGCCGGUAACAAGCUGCCUGGUCAAUGGGAAUUCGUCCACAAGGGAGAGGCCCCGGUGGUUGGAAUUACGAAGCUUGAUGGAGUUACACACCAAACAACCGCAAUGGCUCUCAUCGUCGACAAACAUAGACCUCGGUCACUAGAUGCCCUGACAUACCACCAGGAACUGUCAGAUAGGCUUGGUUCGUUGGCGCAAAGCGGUGAUUUCCCCCACCUUCUGGUAUACGGCCCUUCGGGCGCGGGCAAGAAGACGCGCAUCGUCGCCACGCUGAAGGAGCUGUAUGGACCUGGCGUAGAGAAGAUCAAGAUCGACGCACGAGUGUUCCAGACAUCGAGCAACCGCAAGCUCGAAUUCAACAUUGUCGCCUCCAACUACCAUCUCGAAAUCACACCUUCCGAUGUCGGCAACUAUGACAGAGUCGUGGUCCAGGACCUUCUGAAAGAGGUGGCGCAGACACAACAGGUCGACCAGUCGGCAAAGCAGAGAUUCAAGGUUGUGGUGAUCAAUGAGGCGGACCACCUGACAAGAGAUGCGCAGGCGGCUCUGCGUCGGACGAUGGAGAAGUACUCUCCCAACUUGCGAUUGAUCCUCCUUGCCAACUCGACGGCCAACAUCAUCGCCCCUAUUCGAUCGAGAACGCUGCUGGUCAGAGUUGCUGCCCCCAGUCACGAGGAGAUCUGCGAAGUCCUGGCAGUAUCGGCAAAGAAGGAGAAUUGGCCCAUGGUCAAGGGCUUGCACAUGAGGAUAGCACAGGAGAGUGGCAGAAAUUUGAGACGAGCUCUUCUCAUGUACGAGGCAGUUCACGCCCAGAACGAGAAAGUUACAGACACCACACCAAUCCCGCCCCCAGAUUGGGAGGCGCUCAUCAGCCAGAUUGCGAGGGAAAUCGUCGAAGAGCACACCCCGGCACGGAUCCUCCAGGUGCGGGCGAAGCUGUACGACCUCCUGACGCAUUGCAUACCGCCAACGACUAUUCUCAAGACCCUCACCUUCAAGCUUAUCCCUCUGAUUGACGAUGCCCUCAAGGCCGAGGUGAUCAAGUGGUCAGCGUUCUACGAGCACAGAAUCAGGAUGGGCACCAAGGUCAUCUUCCACUUGGAGGCCUUUGUGGCGAAGUUCAUGAGAAUCAUGGAAAUGUACUUGAUGAGCAUGGAUCUAUAA
This is a messenger RNA of Colletotrichum gloeosporioides, 1719 nucleotides long. RefSeq names its product Replication factor C subunit 5. The record is from RefSeq and is a predicted model, not a curated record. Lineage: Eukaryota; Fungi; Ascomycota; Sordariomycetes; Glomerellales; Glomerellaceae. Gene Ontology annotation, molecular function: rRNA binding; structural constituent of ribosome; DNA clamp loader activity. Gene Ontology annotation, cellular component: DNA replication factor C complex; ribosome; nucleus. The transcript is spliced from 6 exons. Bases 1 to 1719 code for a protein of 572 amino acids. Gene Ontology annotation, biological process: translation; DNA repair; DNA-templated DNA replication.